Paralichthys olivaceus (Japanese flounder) is the source of this 5236-nucleotide messenger RNA. It is a transcript of the gene eya3, whose product is annotated as EYA transcriptional coactivator and phosphatase 3. The record is from RefSeq and is a predicted model, not a curated record. Gene Ontology annotation, cellular component: nucleus. NCBI's taxonomy places the organism in Eukaryota, Metazoa, Chordata, Actinopteri, Pleuronectiformes, Paralichthyidae. Gene Ontology annotation, biological process: multicellular organism development; negative regulation of extrinsic apoptotic signaling pathway in absence of ligand; cell differentiation. Gene Ontology annotation, molecular function: protein tyrosine phosphatase activity.
CACGCGUUCGUUCCGCUCACCUGUCGCGCCAAACGGGAGACAUGCGUCGCGCAUGCGCAGAGGCCCCACACGCACCGCCGCUUCCUGCCAGAUAGUGGUCCCUAACAACAGACAAAGCUUGAGUCUGUGGCUCCAGAUGAAGACGCAGAUUUAACAGACGCUCGUCCUUCGCUCCUUCGAUGGGUCCGGACAGGCUUUUUAGCUAGAGGGAGUCGGCUGAGCGUGCAGACAUGUCGGGUCGCUCCGCUGCAGAGAUGGAUGACUCGCAGGAGCUGCCUGAGCUGCCGGUAAAGAAAGCCAAGCUUGAGAUUGAUGGUGGACUGGAGAAAGAUUCCAGUACUCUUGGGAACGAUGGGAGUCCAGCUGCUGUUUUAGGUUCUUCAGAGCAGGAAAACUCGUAUUCUGCACUGUCGACCGCUCAGCUUGAUCCAGGUGAUCAGGAGCAUUCGGACAUAGACAGAGGAGCAGCAUCUCAAGACUGUGGCGACACAAUGAACUCAUAUGCACAUUCUGCUACAGACUCAACAGCCACUUCUGAAUACACCCAACAGGUUUAUCAAGGAAGCAAUCCAGCGGUGACAUCGUACACCGGUCAGAUGGCCUUUCCUCCUCUGGUCCAGUCCACUGUGUACUCGGCCUUCCCCCAGACAGGCCAAACCUACGGCCUCCCACCGUUUGGUGCUAUGUGGCCAGGCAUAAAAACUGAGACAGGGCUGCCUGAGGCACCCUCUGGUGGCCAGCCUGGGUUUCUCAGCUUCAGCACCACAUAUACCUCAACCCAGCCAGGCCAGCUGCACUACUCAUACCCCAGCCAAGGCUCAAGUUUUACAACAUCUAGUGUGUACUCCAACAUCCCCUCAGCUACAGCCACCACCACAGCCUCCACCACAGUGACCCAACAGGAAUUUAGCAGCUACAACUCUCUGGGUCAGAGUCAGUUCUCUCAGUACUACACUCUGCCUCCCAGCUACGUCCCCGCCGGGCUGGCCAGCAGUGACGAGCAGGGGGCGGGUGUGGCAGGAUAUUCAGCUGUGAAGUCAGAGGAGGCCGCCUCAGCUGGACUUCCUCCCAGAGAUGCCUCUCCACCAGAGAACCUCCCAGUAGGAGCAGCUCUCCCCAUUAGCGUGGCGCUCCCUGCUGAUGCCAGAGAGCAGGAUGAGGUCGGACGCAGGAACUCGGUUGGUAAAUCUAAAGGGAAAGGCAAGAAGUCUGACAACUCCCCACCAGCUGACAGUGACCUGGAGCGUAUUUUUCUGUGGGAUCUGGAUGAGACCAUCAUCAUAUUCCAUUCACUGCUCACCGGCUCCUACGCACAGAAGUUUGGCAAGGACCCAGCGACGGUGUUGAACUUGGGUCUGCAGAUGGAGGAGCUGAUCUUUGAGCUGGCCGACACUCACCUUUUCUUCAAUGACCUGGAGGAAUGUGAUCAAGUUCAUGUUGAGGACGUGGCUUCUGAUGACAAUGGACAGGAACUGAGCAACUACAACUUCUUGGCCGAUGGCUUUAAUGGGCCCAGUGGUGGAGGAGCAACAGGAACCACAUCAGGAGUCCAGGGAGGAGUGGAGUGGAUGCGUAAACUGGCCUUUCGAUACCGCCGGCUAAAAGAGAUCUACAACAGCUACAAGGGAAAUGUUGGAGAUCUGUUGAGUCCUAUGAAGAGGGAGCUGCUUGUACGACUUCAGUCUGAGAUCGAGAACGUAACGGACGCGUGGCUCAGCACAGCGCUCAAGUCUCUGCUGCUCAUCCAGUCCAGGGGGAAGUGUAUGAACCUGUUGGUCACCACCACUCAGCUUGUUCCCGCUCUGGCAAAAGUCCUGCUCUACGGCCUGGGGGACGUCUUCCCCAUCGAGAACAUCUACAGCGCAACGAAAAUAGGAAAAGAAAGUUGCUUUGAGAGGAUCAUUUCUCGCUUCGGGAAGAAAGUUACUUACGUGGUGAUCGGUGACGGUCGAGACGAGGAGUUUGCAGCAAAACAGCACAACAUGCCUUUCUGGCGGAUCUCCACUCACGGCGACCUCGUGUCCCUGCACCAAGCGCUGGAACUGGACUUCUUGUAAAGGAGCGGCUACGUUGAAUGGCGCGCGCUAAAAGGGAAAAUGUAGCCGUCGUCCUGUUGGCUCAUGGAGUGGCACUGCGUGAAAAAAUCCUUCAGAACCCCAACAAUACACACUCGCAUUUUAGAAACGCCUGUCCGCUCUCACGGACGACGAAUGACUGGGUGUGUGAUGGUAGAUGUACUGAGACGGACUUUGGGUCGGAGCUGACUGUGAGUAACAGACUGGACGCAGCUGUCGGCUGAAUUAAGGUUCCUCACGUCUGGCACUCCCCCUUCGGCAGCUAACCUCACCACGGCUGAGACUGGCACUGAUUUGGAAACAGAAGGGAAAACAGAUUUUAACUUUCUCCUCCUCCUCCUCGGUCUUUGGCCUCAUUUUCUUUGUUUAAUAUGAAAAUCUCCUGCAGCAAACGCUCUCCUCUUUAUUUUUAUAUUUCCUUUUCUUUCUGGACAUUAACAACCAAAGGGCCAUUCUUCUUAAACAUCGUUCUCCUGAGUAGUUCUAGCUUUUUAUUUAGACUCUGUGUUCUUUGAAAGAAUAAUAUCAACGCCAACAUUGGGCGGUUGUGCACUCGUUCAAAGACUUCAAGUCAUUUUGUAGUUGCCUUUGCAAAUCACUGACCUUCAAGUUACUGACCGUCGUCAAGAAUCAAAUAAUAACGUAUGUUUUUUUUUUUUUAUUUAGCGUAGCCAGUCUGAUUUUGAGCACAAGGUACGUGUUGGGAUUUUUUUAUUUUAAAGAAAAGACGUCUGCUGCUCCCCUGAUCAAACCACACGUCAGUCAGCUGAGCUCCUCGCUGUGUUUCAACCCCCAGUGUGUGUGUGUGUGUGUGAUAUGUGGUCAGCAAGCAUGUGCCGAGGAUCACAGGUUUCUAGACGUGCUCUUGGAUGAACAAACACUUCUUCACCACCAUCCUCAAUGUAUUUCAACCUCUCCCAGCUGUUAGACAAGUGCGUCCAUCAACAGCAUUCUCAGAAAUCAACUAGUGUGCUUCAUUUUGUCUCUUUCCCUGUGUGAGGAUAAUAUCCGUAUAUUAGAACCUGCUUCAAAUCGAUAAUGUAGUAGAAUAAGAUUUAUUUCCCUCCGUCUUCUUUCUUAAGCUAAGUGAUAUAAAAAGCCGUCUUUUGCCUGAAAAUUUCUUUGACAUGAAACUGAUAACCGUCUCCGCUCGUGGCGUUUUGGAGACGUGUGGUUUUCACAGGACGACGACAAUUAUCUGUAACAUUUCCUGUCUUUUGGUCCCAAGUGUCCUUGAAAUCCCACGAGGAGACGAACUUCGAUCAAAAAUUUAAAAGAGGUGUUGAGAUGAGUGUAUCGUAUUUAUCGGUUUCAUAAAUCAUUUAGCGUUGACGUGGUUUUAAGAUGUGAAUAAGGAUAAUGUGACCCUGCAAACUAUCACACUUGAUCCACAUCUGAACGCUCGAGUGUUUUAAGACGGAGAACGUGUGAAGCGAGGGCUAGAUUUCUGAACUCCAGAGCUCAGUUAAGAGAAGGGAGGUCCUACAUGAUUUAAUACAGAUUUCAUUUCAAUAUUCUUUUGGGUUGUUGUUUUUUUUUUUGUGGCUACAAAAGCAGAAAUGCAUUGUUGAUGAAAUUGACGAUCAUUUUACCUAAAAGUAAGUUGCGUAUUGUUUACAUUGGCGUUUUCUCAGCUUCUCUAUCAGGUUAUAUGUUAUUUAGCUGUCGUUUGUUUUAACAGUUAUUUAAAACUAUGGAUGCAACUGUUAUUUUCAUAAUCAAUUGAUAAAAGGUUCUCACAUCGUUUUUGUCUAAAGCAGUUAUUUAGAUUUAUUAGCAAAUAUUUUGAUCAUCGAUUUAUCUUAAAUCAGGAGAUCUGGCUCCAGCUUCUCAGAUGAUGGUGAUAACAUCCAAAUAGUUGCCGACUAGUCACUUCAGUUUGUUAAUCCUUUAAAACUACUUCCCCCACAAUGACUUGUACCGCUUUGAAUUUUCAUCACGGCGACCCACAACUUCUUGAAGUCGUACCCGAAGCGGGGGGCGGGGCAGCGUCGACGACUGUGCAAUACAUUUCUACUUUGCUCAUUAACUGUAAUUCAAAGGGAUUAUUUUUUUCAGCUGCUUGUUGAAAAUGGCGAGGGGAGUGGGAGGUGGCAACAACUUCCCUGAAUCUGAGAUUACGACUGAACAAUACUGAGCCCGAAGAAGAUUUUACACACAUGCAGCUCGACCGUUACGAAUGUGUAUUUCUGUGUUACUCGUUUGUGUCUCGUGUGACUGUUCAUAUUUAUAUUGUGCCUUUUAACCAUCAUCUGUACGCAUAAUCUCAAAGGGAAAUGUGUGUAAGAGUUUGUGUUUGAUACAUAUAUCACUGCAUUGUUAUACUAUCCAAAGUGUUAUUUUUCUUUUCAUCCAAUAUUUCUUUUUUGUUAUUGAGUUAGACUUUUUCAUUGAACUGUCCUGUCUGCACUGUAUUUAAAAAGGUCUCCUAGAAAAAGAGCGUUUGGUGUUGAUUGCUCUGUGUCUGCGCUAAUGGAUCCCAAUCGUUUUUGACAGUUUCACUGGUGAAAAUCUAAUUUGUCAACAGUCACAUCAGCCUUUAAGCCUCUUUUUUUUAAAGGAGUGUUUAUUUUGCUGCUGUGAAAACACUGCAUUGCUUAGACAAUCACAACCUGUCAUACAUGGUGGUUUUUUUUUAAUGCAGGUCGGAUUACGAUAGAGAGAGGCACGUUUUAAGAGGCCGUGCUUUUCGAUCGUUCGGUGUCGUACCGCCGAGUCUGAGGGAGAAAUGGGAUCAUUAGCCCUGACACACAUUUGAGAAACCAUGAGACCAUAUGCAAUCUCUCCGUAUCUCUUUCUUUACUUUGCAUGCCUUGUCAUGGCCUUCAAAAACGACGACCAUGCAACAUUUAAGGGUCUAUAUUCUUAGACGUGUCCUCUUUUUCUUUUUAAUGCCAAAUACUGUUGUUGAUUUUGAAAUGCUGUCUUGUUUAUUUUUCUAUCUUUUUUUAAGUAUUUCAUCUCAUUUUCAAGGACUUGUGAGGCUGCGAGUACAGAGCCUGAAUGUGACCCUGUAAACUGAACCCUAUCAUCAUCAUUAAUGCUAAUUUAAUUACAACAAUCACUAUUUUCCCCUCAGUCCCUCGACACAGUCCUGUAAGGUUUGUCUGAACCUGAGACUCUCAAAACGAUGUAAAUAAAUUUUAAAGUUUCAGACUCAA